Messenger RNA from Fusarium verticillioides 7600, 969 nucleotides. RefSeq lists its product as hypothetical. NCBI's taxonomy places the organism in Eukaryota, Fungi, Ascomycota, Sordariomycetes, Hypocreales, Nectriaceae. The coding region runs from base 1 to 969 and encodes 322 amino acids. The record is from RefSeq and is a predicted model, not a curated record. The transcript has 4 exons.
AUGAAACCACCGUUCAAGACCAUUGAACCGCCUACAACCCUUGGUGCACUGCUGAAAGACAAAAGAGAGGGAACGAUUAUCACAGCCACAAUCUUGGAGAAUCUAACACAAAAUAAAAAGGAUGAACUGAAGAAGCUCAACGGCACCCCAGUUAAGGGAAUUGAGAUUCAGCAUAUUCCCGAAGAUGAAUCCUUCUAUUUUAUUUCUUGGGAAGUCAAGGAACUGAUACGAAAUCAGUGGGUUCCUUCCUCCAAGACCGCAUGCGAGCUCGACCACCUUGAGAAGGACAUAAAGUGCUUAGAGAACGAGAGGCUUGUGGUACUUUAUGGCAUAAUGGUGCCAAAGUCAGAACGUCGGUGGAAGUUAAUAGGUCUCGCAGGUUCCAAGUAUCACCACUACAACAUGGAGUCUUGCAAUACCAGCCUUGCUGUUUAUGACUACUAUGCUACUAAUUCCGUCGCUUAUGUUGUCUUGACGAAUGAAGUGUAUCAAACCUUAAGGGAGAGAGGAGUCGACUUCGAAAAGCUUGAGAUGGUUGCCGAUAUGGAGCCUGCUUUCGACCAAGACUUCAGACCUAGCAAAGUGAUCGACCUCGGAGCAAGGCGGCUCUGGCUUGCCCGUAAACCCACAAAGAAACAGCUGGAGUCUGCCGGUUGGGAAUUCGAUUGGGAGACCAAAAGAAACCAUAAUAUCCUUGUUAAAGUGUUGAAGGUCCCUCCAUGGCCCGAUCUUGUUGUCAUUAACUCUGUCUAUCACGCACUGAUGAUGAGGCCCCGGUUCUCCCCUUAUCAGGUCACUUUGCGUCCUCUCGAGAGAAUUCCUCGAAAUGAGACCUACCACUACGUUCCCCUCACUUUAGACCAGCUACAAGACUUCAUUGGACCCCAACAUGAACUGUAUCAUGUAUCUCUGCAAGGUGUAAUUCUCGUUGUUGGGGUGAUGGUUGGUUAUCGGCUUCAUGAUCAGUAG